Molecule: messenger RNA, 159 nt
Organism: Perkinsus marinus ATCC 50983
Lineage: Eukaryota; Perkinsozoa; Perkinsida; Perkinsidae
Exons: 3
Coding region: 1-159 (52 amino acids)
Source: RefSeq, a predicted model, not a curated record
AUGUGUGGCGAUGUUGGUUGCUUCCUUUCUGAUGAUGAGGAUGCUCAAACGGGCCAAGUCACUCGAGUUGCGGAAAUAUCUGUGAUGACUGCAGUGGUUGAGAGUAGACGGAAAGGAAUUGCGAGGGAAGCGGAAUAUAUGUUUGCUUUCCUCCGCUGA